AUGAGCGAUCUGGUCUGGGUAUUCAAGUACGACGCUGCUAAACACAAUGUCGUUAAAGUCAACGGUACUGCCUUCAAGGACUGCGUUAACCCGCCUGGAUCAGAGGUGUCGACUUCAGGAAACGACAUUAUAACGCUUAAAACGGCAGGAAACAAAUGGUACCUUUGUGGUAAACCAAAUCACUGCAAUCAGGGCCAGAAGCUUAGCAUUUCUGUCAUGGACAUGAGCGCACCUGAACCUUCCCCUAGUGCUGCUCAUGGGAUCAUUUUCUCUGGAUUAUUCCAAGCGUUCACGGCAGUCUUUGCUCUUUUCAUGGCAUUUAAUUAG
Morus notabilis is the source of this 327-nucleotide messenger RNA. RefSeq names its product stellacyanin-like. The transcript has 2 exons. The coding region runs from base 1 to 327 and encodes 108 amino acids. Gene Ontology annotation, molecular function: electron transfer activity. NCBI's taxonomy places the organism in Eukaryota, Viridiplantae, Streptophyta, Magnoliopsida, Rosales, Moraceae. The record is from RefSeq and is a predicted model, not a curated record. Gene Ontology annotation, cellular component: plasma membrane.